This is a messenger RNA of Echinops telfairi (small Madagascar hedgehog), 2174 nucleotides long. RefSeq names its product serine-rich coiled-coil domain-containing protein 2-like. The record is from RefSeq and is a predicted model, not a curated record. Lineage: Eukaryota; Metazoa; Chordata; Mammalia; Afrosoricida; Tenrecidae. Gene Ontology annotation, biological process: microtubule bundle formation. Gene Ontology annotation, cellular component: microtubule cytoskeleton. Gene Ontology annotation, molecular function: microtubule binding.
CUCCUCUCGCCCUUCCAUCCUCAGGCCCGCAGGCUGCUGGGGCCCAUAGUUGGGCUGCGGCCCAGCUGAGGCAGCGCGACCUCUGCGGGAUUCUGUCAAUCUUUAAGGACAAAUGUGCCUUAUAGCUCAUGGAAGAAAAAACUCAUAUCAAGACAUUUUGGGGUUCGAAGUUGCCAAAGUAUGGAACAAAAUCCAGAAGAAGUACACUGCAACCAAUGCCAAAUGGGACACCUGCCACCUUCUUAGACAUUUCCAAGAGUAGCAAUGUAAAAAGUUUCAUCAAAAACAGUGGCUCAGAUUGUGCGUUGUCUCGUUCAUUUAAUUGGAGAAAGGCACAUAGACACCAACUCAGUGAACAAAGUGCUGGGGAGCCUGAUACUCAGAAUUCACUUGAUAAAUUAAUUGAUUCUGAAAAACAUGCUCCUACCCAAGGAAUGUUUGAUAAAAGUAGGAUAAGAGGAAAUUUGAAAAGUGUUUCUGUCCUCACAUCCAAGGUAGCAAAGCCAUCCACUAUGUUUGUAUCAUCUACAGAGGAAUUAAAUGAGAAAUCUUUGUCUGGACCAUCAAAUUUGGGUAAAUUCACCAAAGGGACAUUAUUAGGAAGAACUUCCUAUUCUUCAAUCAGUGCUCCCAAAUCACAGUUGAAUGGAUUUUAUGGAACUCAAUCAGCUGGUAGCAUGCAAAGGCCUAGGGCAAACUCCUAUGUUACUAGCAGUUCUGGAGAAAGCUUAGCACAGUCCCCAGACAACAGUAAAUCUAUUGCUUGUGAAAAAAUGGUAAGGUCACAGUUUUCACAUUCCAUUCAGAAUUCCUUCCUUCUACCAUCAUCUAUCACCAGAUCACAUUCCUUCAACAGAACUGUAGAUCUUACUAAGCCUUAUCAGAACCAACCCCUACACAUUAGAGUGCCUCUACAGUCAAGCAUGCUAACAAGAAAUUCCCGACAAUCAGAAGUACUCAAUGGGAACGAACAUUUAAGGUAUGGAUAUAACAGGCCAUAUCCUGCUAGUGGAAAGAAGUUGACUUUAUCAAAUGGCUCUGGUAUAACUUCCACUUUGGGUUAUAGGAUGGUUCAUUCUUCCUUACCAUUUUCUGGGAGUAUCACAGUUGAUGGUAAUAAAAACACACCUGUUAACACGUGUGUAGAGGAAUGUGCUACAGAUUUGGCUAAUGAGAAAGCUACAAGGAAGGAACAAGAACUAAUUGAAAAUGAUAGUUACCGAACAGAAAAUGACCAGACCAUGAAGAAUGAUGCCAAAAUUAGAUAUCUGAAUGAUGAUGUGGAUGACAUUUCCUUGUCUUCUUUAUCAUCUUCUGAUAAGAAUGAUUUAAGUGAAGACUUUAGUGAUGAUUUUAUAGAUAUUGAAGACUCUAACAGAACUCAAGUAACUCCAGAGGAAGUUUCUCUCAAAGAAGAAAAGCAUGAACGGAUACCUCCAAAGGAUAUAUUGGAUUCCCCCACGGAAAAUGAAAAAUCUUUCAGUAAAACCAAUGAAUGGAUAGAUAUAAACAUAUCUGACAUGAGUGAAUGUACAAAGCACACUGCUGGGAAUAACUUGAUUUCACCAGACACAGAUUACAGAGCUGGUUCUUCCUUUGAACUCUCUCCAUCUGAUAGCUCUGAUGGAACAUACAUGUGGGACGAAGAAGGCUUGGAGCCCAUUGGAAAUGUGCAUCCUGUUGGAAGCUAUGAGUCCUCUGAGAUGAAUAGUAUAGAUAUUCUGAAUAAUCUUGAAUCAUGUGACCUUGAGGAUGAUGACCUUAUGCUUGAUGUGGAUCUUCCUGAAGACACACCUAUUGAAAAUGUGGAGUGUGACAAUAUGAACCGUUUUGACUGAUCAGAAAGAAAUGCUCGGCAGUCUCAGGAAGGAUUUUGGAAAAGGCCACUUCAGAGGUGGAGUGGACAGGAACACUACCACCUCUGUCAUCCUGACCACUAUCAUCACCGUGGAAAAAGUGACUUGAGCAGAGGCUCCCCUUACCGAGAAUCUCCUUUGGGCCAUUUUGAAAGCUAUGGGGGAACCUCCUUUUUCCAAGCUCAGAAGAUGUUUGUAGAUGUACCAGAAAAUACUGUGAUAUUGGAUGAAAUGACCCUCCGGCACAUGGUCCAAGAUUGCACUGCAGUAAAAACUCAGUUACUGAAACUGAAACGUUUGUUGCAUCAGCAUGAUGGA